CAGCCCUGGCUUGAAAUUUUUUAAAAAUUGACUUCUUAUUGAACAUAACAUAUAUUUUAUACGUCCCAUACGCCAUGGAUUUCAUCGAGCGCGAAUUGGUCGACAUACGCGCAAAUUGCGAAAAACAAAUAGCCAGCAGCAAAAUAAUUAGCUGCAGUGCUACGCUAGUGCGUGUCGACCUGCUGCCGGAUAGACCCAAUCGCACCAUGACCGUUUGUUUACGCUUUCCCGAGGAUUAUCCACAGAGCUCAGCCAUUUUGGUGGAGCUUAAGAGUCGUGUUUAUUCCGACAAAUUGCUCGCGGAGCUCACGCGGCUAAUGGACGACUAUGCAAGGGAGCAUUUGGGAACAGCACAAGCUUUGCUUGUAUUGCGAUUUGCCCAGCAAUACUUGUUGGACAAUCCGCUGUGCGUGUGCCUGGACGAGAUCAAGCAGCUGCGCAUGGAUCUAAAAGGCGUAGAGAACUCACAAAAUGUUGCCAGCCAGCUAAAGCUUCGACAGCGCACAAGUUGCGUGGAAUUAAUUGCCCGUGGCGGCAGUUACGUCUAUCGCGUGACAGCCGCCGUGCCCGACUCCUAUCCCAACCAGUGCGUGGAGCUGCGUGGCCAGGAGUCAAAUCUGCCCACCGUCCUCGUGCGUUAUCUGAACGGACAGUCCCGAGAGAUAGCACGCCAAUGCGUUGAGCCACCGCUGCGUCUCAGCAAGGAGGAGCUGGCGCACUUUCGGCCCGUGCGUAGUCUCUAUCGUACGCUAAAGUUUUGCCUGGAGGCUACACGGGAUUUUCAUCAGGAAUUGUGUCCGAUUUGUAAUAGUACCGUGCUGCAGGCACAGCCAGAGUCUAUGGUGCUGGACGAGCAUGCGGAUGCGUUUGUCGAGCGUGUCUACUGCGGCCAUCUCUUUCAUCAGGGCUGUCUGAAGCUGUACCUGUCCGAACCACCGUUUCCCAAAGGCGGCAAACUGUGCCCGGCCAAGCGCCGGCAUCCGCGCUCCGAUGCACAAACCUACAUGGGCAAGGGAGCCACUGCAGCAGCCACGUCCGCAGCGAGUGGCAGUCAAAAGAAACUGGAUGGCGCCGUCUGUGGCAUUAAGCUGGCCCAUGACCGUUGGGUGGUGAAUGUGAAGACGGCAGAGGCGCGUUGGGCACAAAAGCAGGCACGACAACGUGAACUGGAGGAGGUUGUCGAUUUUCUGCAGUAAGUUGGGAUCAGAAA
This is a messenger RNA of Drosophila novamexicana, 1210 nucleotides long. RefSeq lists its product as uncharacterized. Gene Ontology annotation, molecular function: protein binding. Bases 75 to 1196 code for a protein of 373 amino acids. Lineage: Eukaryota; Metazoa; Arthropoda; Insecta; Diptera; Drosophilidae. The record is from RefSeq and is a predicted model, not a curated record. The transcript has a single exon.